Messenger RNA from Thalassophryne amazonica, 1419 nucleotides. RefSeq lists its product as uncharacterized. Lineage: Eukaryota; Metazoa; Chordata; Actinopteri; Batrachoidiformes; Batrachoididae. The record is from RefSeq and is a predicted model, not a curated record.
AAGCUUGGCAUGAUAUAGAGAUCCACCUCUGAUCUGCUCCGGCGACCCGGAAAGAAGGGAGCAGCCAAAGGGACUUAAGGAAUAUCAAACAAUGUCUCUGCCAACUAUAACGCUUUUAACCAUAAAGCGCACAGUCAUAUCUGGCCCAUUAGUUGGAACAGUGAGUGUGCACGCUGCACCAGCAGAGGUCAUCUAGCAGCUAUGGAACCCUUUAGUCUCAGCUGGACUUCAGCCUUAUUGCAAGGAUGUCAGUCAAGGGAAAUCACCAUUGAUGAGGAGUUUUCUCUGCGUGUCUGUCAUUGUGAUCUGAACCCUGAGGCUGAAGUCCAGCUGUGACAGGAGAAGCUGCACUCUAGUCAACUCUUCAUUCCAAGACAGUGACAAGAUUCAGGUCUUUCUGAGCUCCCUCUCACAGGACAGUGAAGGAUGAAGACGUUGAGUUGCCUGAUGUGGGCAGUUCUCCUGCUGCUGAACCUGGCUGGAGUUGACACCAGUCAUCUCCAAGCUGUAAACCUGAACCUCCUUCCUGAAGAUGAGCAUAAUGUGGUACUGAAUCAAGGAAUGAGAGUGCUGCCCAGAGAUUGCCAUGAAAUGCUGAUGACUUCUUCUGCCAGGCCAGAGAUGGCGUCUAACGUCAUCCAACCAGGCGACUCGCCCAUUGUGGCCUACUGCGCCAUGCAGGAAGGAGGCUGGACUGUGGUGCAGCACAUCUGUGACAGCAGCGUGGACUUUGAUCGUACGUGGGAGGACUACAAGUACGGGUUUGGGGUUGUGACUGGGGAUCACUGGUUGGGGAAUGAGUACCUUCAUCAGCUCUCCAGUGGUCCCGGGCGUUAUAAACUCAGAAUAAAACUAGUCGACCAAGAAGCCGUCACCAAGACUGGGGAAUACGACCCAUUCCUGGUGGAGAGGGAAUCGUCAGCAUACAAACUGAAACUGGGGUUGUUCCAGGGCAACCGCUGGUGACGCACUCACCCAUGACACAGACACUACCUGCACGACAACCAAAGGUUUACAACUAAAGACAAAGACAAUGACAACUACUUCCAGAACUGUGCCAAGCUGGAGUUCCAGGGGGUGGCAGGAGGCGGAUUGUAUGACGCCUGCGCUGGCGCCAACCUCAACCGCCGAAAUGUAAUUUACUGGCGAAAGGACUGCAAUAAGGAGCUGUGCAAGUAUGCAUGGAUGAUGGUGAAACCUUCAGACACAGUCAAGCUUAUUUACAGUGGAGACUGCAAGAAGGAUGAGUUGUGAGAAUGCUGUUUGCAGAUAGUCCGUUUUCUGUACAAAUCAGUGAUUAGAUCUUCUGAAUGCAUUGACCUGUAAUAACUCUUUUGCUGGAAUUUCACUUCACCACAUUUUUAUUUAGAUGCAUGAAACAUGAUCACAAACUACUGAGAACAAAAAAGGCUCCACACU